Messenger RNA from Gasterosteus aculeatus aculeatus (three-spined stickleback), 9526 nucleotides. RefSeq names its product cilia and flagella associated protein 46 (gene cfap46). Gene Ontology annotation, biological process: cilium movement involved in cell motility; axoneme assembly. Gene Ontology annotation, molecular function: protein binding. The record is from RefSeq and is a predicted model, not a curated record. NCBI's taxonomy places the organism in Eukaryota, Metazoa, Chordata, Actinopteri, Perciformes, Gasterosteidae.
ACAAACACUGACGGUGGCACGCGCCAUCCAGCAUUUCCAUCAACACCGGGUCAGUUGGUCUUUAAAGACACUAUGAAGGGGUAUAUUUAUAUAGAUAGUAAAUGUAACGUGUGGACAUAAUCGUUACCUAAUAUUCAAACCGUUUUAAAAUUAUUUGUAACCAACCUCCCACCUGUAACGUUGCAACUUUAAAUGGGGUAACGUUGGCUAAUUGUGCGCGAAAACUCUCGUAACUGGAUGACGUAAUUGAUUUUACGCCAGUUAACGAAGAAGCGCAGGAAACGCCGCGUUGUGUCAGUACAAACUAACAAACGGCAGUUAGGCUGUGCGAAACAUGGAGCUGGAUAUCCGUCAGUAUCUCACCAAGGCAAAGGAGCAGCAAGACUGCGCAGCGCUGCAGUCCGCCUACCGCCUGAUGGAGGACACGGCGGGAACCAGCGGGAGAACUCCACGUGUUCCCCCAGAGUUGUACGUCGCUUGUGCCGAAGCAGCUCUGCAGCUGGGUCGUUUGGAGAUGGGCACAGCGUGUCUAAAGAUGUACUUUGAAGGGAACCCGCCGGCGAAUCAAUUUUCGUGUCGAGCCUACCUCUGCCGGGGCCGGCUGGAGUCUCCGCCGGCCGCUGGGACUGUGGGCGACUUUGAAAAGGCUCUGCUUUGGUUUAUUAAAGCAAUUGACAUUGCAAAGCGUGAUCCGAGAUGCUACUUCCUAGCGUUCAAUGCGUCGGUGCUGUACCUCCAGACGGCGCGUCCUCUCCUGCAGCCGGGGCGGAGCCGCCACCUCGUCCCCUCCCUCAGGCAGGUGGUCCAAAGUCUGGACGAGGUGGCAGACGGGGACCACAGCUGGAGGGCUGAGCUCAUGAUGCUUCUUAUUAAGUGUCUCGUGGACUCCGGUGAAAUGGAAGAAGCAGCAAGUUUUGCCAAACACGCAGAAGAGUUCAUGAAGUCGCAUAUCCCGCAUCUUUAUCCAAGACUCUUUACGUUACUGGUCCAACACAAGCUGACGGAGGACGAUGUCGUCAUGGAAACGAGCAGGCAGUGUCCUACCUUGGCAGUAAUUUACAGAUUACAGGAAUUCACAAACAAGUUGGAAGAAGUGAAGGACGGCGAACCAACAAAAAGGGAGCUUGAGCAGAUUUUUCAUCUGCUGAUGGACGCCAAAGCCUCUGCUACGCCUGUGAAGUCCAGUCCUCUUCAGAGCCCGACACCCAUCCAGCAAGCUGACCGAGCUGCCUUCCUCGUGGAGUUGGCUCUGCUGGCCUCGAGAGUGAAGUGUCAUGAAGUAGCUGUGGACUGUUUGAAAGAGCUGGAGUCGGAGGGGGAGGCUAGUUUCGGCCAGCACGUAUUAAUGGAAUGUGUCAACUGUGAAAUCAACCUCCAGAAGAGAGAGGGGAAGACUGACGACUACUCCAAAGCCAGCGUGGAGGCCCGGCUGAAGGAGAUCGGCAAGCUGGAUCGGUGGCUGCAGACGGCGGCGGGGGAGGGGGACCCUCGGGCCACGCAGGCGGUGUGCGCUGCGCAGUGGAGCUUCUGUCUGCCGCUCUUGCAGCACAACCUCAGGAAACGUGUCAGGACACCUCUGCUCAGGGUGGCCCAAGUGCUGGAAGACAUUAGAAGCACGUUGCUGGAGACGCGCUGUCAAGUCCACUCGGAGCUGGCGUUGAUCGAAGAGGAGGACGGGCGCCUCGAGGCUUCUCUGACUCACCUCCAGAAAGCCAUGCUGCUGGAUAACGGGACGCGACGAGAGCGCCUGUCGUCAGCUGUCCGCCUCCUGAAGCUCAGAGACACCCUCUACCACACGCCUCCCCGGGCCGAGGAUAGAGCCGAUAUGCUUAUGCAGCAGGCCAGAGACAUGAAGCCCCAAGACGGAACCGACAGCCGCCCCAUCCUGGUCGCUGUGGGUCAGCUUUUGGCCCCUGACCAUUUCCAGAUGGUCCUGGAUGCUGACAACACAGACAAAAGCAGUCUUGGAUCUGGACCAGCGGCUCGGCUCUCUGCUAAGGCGCGGCAUCACUCUGCAGCCAUGCAGAAGCUGGAUGGACACCUUGCCAGACAAGGAGAUGACACAAAUGACACGGAGAGAGUGAAGCUGUGGGCAACUCUGGUGAAGACAGCCAGGAAACAGGAGGUUUGGGAUGUGUGCCGAGCUGCCUGUCGCUUCUGUCUGCUUUAUGACGAUGGGAGAUGGAAAAUGUCCGAGACUGACGGAGGCGGGUCCUCUGAGGGAGGAAGCGGCGCCAAUCGAAGUCAAACCUGCGUGAGGGACUUGCUGCGCCUUUUAGCCGAAGUCCGCUUCAUCAGUGCUGAGGCCACCGUCCAAAAGCUGCUCACAGAGGGAGUCCAGCUUAACGGCCCUGUCGUCCCCGCGGUGCAGAGGGAGCUGCGUGUCUCUGAGGAGGAUCCACACUGGGUUGUUUACAGAGACUGGAUCCACGCUCUGUCUGCUUUCGCCACCUCUAACUUCUUGCGGGCGGCGGAGCUCGGGGCCGAGAUGGACGAGUCGUGGUUGGUCGCAAACGCCGCCAUUUACUUGUGGAACUACAGCAGCCACUUGUUAGCAGCCGGCGAGUACCGACGCCUGCUUCCCACCUUCCAGAGUCUUGUGGCGAUGCUCCAAAAAUCCAAGUUCACCGGGAACCGCACUCUGCUCGUGCUGCUCUGCGACGCCGUGGCCCGCGGGUUGAUUCAGCCUCAGUGCGGACCAGACGGCAUCGAGCGAGCCCCCCCAGCAGAGAAGGCCAGGAGCAGACAGGGGAGGGGCGGGGAGAAGGCUGCCGGCGUCCACGGGGGUUUCUUGGACCCCGCUGCCCUUCAGGAUGUCCGCAAGGCAUCGGAGCUGUGUGACUACGGCCUUCGCCUGUCCGCCGGUAACACCCCGGAGGGAAGCGUCCCCAUCGCAGCCAGGAAACAGGUGGUGGCCACCUGGGUGCAGGUCAAGAGGCUCCUGCAGCAGGAGACUGGGUCAAAGAUGGACACCAAAGAUGAGUGCGCGAGCGAGGAGGUGUCAUCGAUGACGCGCGUGCUGGUCGCAGUGGAGAUGCUCCGGUGCAACAGGAACCCGAGGCAUCUGCCGUCCUCGGUUCCCGGGCUGUCGUCACUGGUGAGCAUGGCGUCUGGAUGCAGCUGGACUGACGCCGUGGUGGAGCUGCAGGUGUGGUGCCAGCUGGCUGCAUGCUGCCACCAUGCCAAGGACCACAGCUUGGUGUUGCGCUGCACCGAGAGCGCCCUGCAGCUGCAGGAAGCCGCAGCAAGAAGGCUUAACGCCAUGCCCUGUGUGCUGUACGGCCUGACCGCGGUGAACGAGAUGCUGAGCAGCGCCGGGUGCUUGCGAGGUUUGAGUUUAGUGCACGAGUCCAGUGGAGAUCUUCACACCUACAGGGAGGCUCUGGAGGUGCUUCUGUCCAGUGUCAGCAACGCAGAGAAGGCAGAGAAUCAAGCCCUGUGUGUGGCAGCUGCCAGGCACUACUGGAACGCAUGCCUCCCCCUGACGCAGACUGCUGAAGAACGACGGCAGCUCCAAGAGCCCCUGGAGAAGAUACUGACGGCUCUGAUUAAAACCAAAAAGCAAACAGACAGACCGGGCAAAGGGAAAGGCCUGUUGAGCUUGACCGAACUGCCUCAUGGGAGAUCUAAACAUGAAGCCUCAGAUGAAGACGAGCUCUCCCUGAGAACGGCAAUCUACAUUUUGUUGCUCCACAUCCACACUGAUAAAACGGACUGGAGAAGUGCGCUGCGUCUGCUGGACCAAGCUGUCGCAGACACGCCUCGCACCAGACACCAGCUACCUCUUCUGAAGCAGAGAAUACUGGUAAAAGCUCGCCUGGGGAAAUGUGUGCUGAUGGACAUGCCCAUGUUACAAGGCCAAGGAGAGCAGUGCAGUUCCUUCAUGUGGCACCAGAUGGCGCUGUGUGCUGGCACCAUAACCCAGCAGCUCACCUGCUACCAGAAGUCCAUCACCUCACUCUCGAGUGAAGAGUCUCGUUGGCAGAAGGUCGGCCUUCUGCUAGAAUUUGGAGAGUGGUUGUACUGUCACGACUUCCCAAAGGCCGAUGCCCAAAACCAGGUCCAGUGGGCCAUCGACAUCCUUCUACACUUGGAAAGUGAACAGGCAGGAGGAUUGGAGGACGAGUCCAUGAAGAGGGAUUUGAGCUCAGUGGAAGGCGAGUCCCUGGUUGGAGUGCGCGGCUUGUUGUUGACAGAAAGUGUGUCCAAGCUGAAAGACGUGCGGCGCCUCGAGGGCUUGGUGCGAGCGCACACUCUGCUCGCCGCCAUGGCAGACAGGACUUCACCCGAGCACCAGCUUAACCUGCUCAGAGCCUACGUCUUUGUGCUUCGGAUAUGGCAGGUGUCCAUGGCAGUGGCUCGGGACAUUUCCAACGAGAUGGCAAAGAGCCAGCCCUCUCAGCCUCCGGCCUCGGCCGGGUCCAAAAAAGGCAAAGGCAAGAAAGGAAAAGAUCCCGCUCCUGCAGAAGAGAGACCUCAACUCGUGGUCUUGGAUCACGCACUUCCUUCCACGCCGCAGGACUGGGCCCGCUACGAAUGUCCUGAGCUGGCGAGGCAAAUCUUCAGAACCAACAGUAACCCUCAUUGUAUCAAUAAACACAGCAUCACGAAGCAGACUCAGAGCCUGUUUUAUCUCAACUUGCUGGGAAAAGAGCUCCACUCCCUGUCACUCGACUACCUGACCCUACCCAUAAUGCAUCUUGCUGAGACCAUUGCUCAUGAUCUUUUGGACAGAGGGAGCCUCUCCGACCUUUAUCGACUUAGAAUUGUGAGGUGUUGUAGUCAGCUGGGAUUGGAGACACAGUCACCGUACUGGGAGAAGCUUGUGGAUCUGAGUAGAAUCCGAGAACAAGAACAGAUGAGGUGCCACGAAGUGAUUGCUUCUUCACGGGAGAGAAAGGGCCUUCACAACGCUUCACAUCAGGAAGUGGAGGUGGUGGGAUUGGCUGUGUCUGGGCGCCCGAGGAGCGAUGUGUGUGCUCAGGACGUCUGGCUGGACAAAGCGGAGGUUUGUCUCAGCUUUGGGCUUCUUCAAGCAGCCAGGCAGCUCCUGGCAGAGGCCCACUUUGUGGCUGUGGAGCUCAGAGACACAAAAGCCACGGCGAGCAGUUUGCUCAGUCUGGCCAGUCUGGCUUGUGAGGAGCAGAACUUUACUCUGGCGUUGAGCCUGCUGGACAAAGCCCAUGCUCUGGGAGGGGAUAAGGAGUUCUGGUACCAGCUCGCCCUCACCAAGGUCACAGCUGUAGUGGGCCAGGGAGACCAGGACGCACGCUUGAAGGCUGAACAGAUCAUAAAACAAGCCUGCGUGGCUCUGGAGCUGGUUCGGGAGCGGCAGGUUAACCAAGCCCCAAGAGUCACGUUCCUGAUCACCUCGUUAGAGAUGAGGGGUGCCGUGGAAGGUAUACGUGCUCUUGGUGGGGGUGAACCAGGAAAGAGAUUCAGCAAGGAGGUUUUCCAGAGGCUGACGGCCGCCUGUGACACACUCCGAGAGUGUGCCAGUCGUUUCACUAAACUCGGCUUUAAAGAACAUGGAGUGGAGACACAUGUGGAGUAUGCACAAGGUUUGAGAAUGCUAGCCAACCGAUCUACUCAUGCAGAAGACAAACAGCACUACCUGCUCAAUGGCCUCUCCCAAAUGCAGCUGGCUGUUACAGAGCAGGAACAUGUGGCGCUGAAGGCUCAGACGCUGCUCCCCCCACAGGAAGAGAGCCCUGCAGUGUCUCUGGCAGCCAUGCGCAGGCUGCUGCGCCUCCGGCUGGCCCUGGCACAGUUUGGCCUGACCGUGCUGGAGGAGCACAGCCUUGAGGAGAAACGCCAAGCUCUGGCCCGCGAGAGGAAAACCUCCGCUGAGAAAGCACUGGAGGAGUUUACACGCUGCACACCUGAGCCCAACUCCAUAGAAGAGGAAUGGGCGAGUGUGGGCAGUACUUUGGGGCAGGUGGUCCUCGGCCAGCUGGCUGCGGUCAGUUCUCACCACCCGGACAACAUGGAGGCCAGAGCUCGCUGUCGGAGUCUGAUGGGAAGAUACCUCAGACUGCUGGCUGUGCAGGAGGACCCCGUGUAUCUGUGUGCCCUCUGGGACACACACAAACAGGAGGAGGCCUGGUCCGACCACAAAGCUGAGGAGAAUUUAAAGAAAGACGGAGAAUCAAGCGGACGAGAGCCGAGGACGACCUCUGCUAAAAGUGCUGAUCUGCAGCCGAGGAGGCGUAGAGCCCAGCAGUUGUUGGCACAGGCCGCUCAGGCACUGGCCGACGCCGUCAGCCUGUGCCUGAAACACAAGCUGCCCUACUCCAUCCUGGCCGAGGCCUCCCUCAACAUGUCGGAGUGUCACGGCCAUUCUGACCCUGCGGCGUCGGGCCAAUACCUCGCCCUGUUUCAGAGCUGCUGCACCGUUGCCACGAUGAACGAGGUCCUCGGCUCUGCCUGCGCCGGCACCAGUGGGUCGCAGCUAUCAGCUCUGCUCAGCCUGCACAGGAAACUACUCCUCACUCAAGAGGAGAGGCCCAGCAGCAUGCUGAAGGGGGCGGAGGACUCCCUCAGUGAACUCUCUAAGGCCUUCAGCCAACUGACCAUCCAUCCCAGCCACCUUAGUAUCCUUGCAGAGCUUCCACCCAACCUCAACAUCCUGCUGCUUCAGCACUCUGAAGAUGGGUCAGAACUUUACGGGGCCUUCUAUGACAUGACCAAAUCUCCAAAUCAAAAAGGAAAAAAUAAGCAGGUUGCAGGUACCCUGACGUGCUCCAGGGUGGCCAAGGUUUCCGUCUGCCCACAGGCUCUGCUGGCACUGAGGGACCGGACUCGGGCCUUUGGCCUGGAGACCAGACAUGCCCCCAUCAAGCCAACCUGUUGGCGCGGCGCCGAGGGCACGCCGGAGGCCUCCAGGGAGUGUCAUGAUGCUGCCCGCAAAACUGCCACAGAAGGAAUGUUAGGUCUUCACUUCAGAGAAAUUAUACAAGAUAUGGAAGACUAUUUGAAGCCACUUCUCGCACAGUUUGACUUCUCUUGCUUAAGACCCCAGGCUGCCACACCACCAGCCUCUGAAAUGACCAAAACCAAAGAUAAAGACGAGAAAGGGAGCUCAGCUAAAUUAGCAGCAGAGCCCGGGGAGUGUGUGGUGUUGCUGGCAGACAGGGGGUUGCUGGAGUUGCCGCUGGAAGCCUUGUCCAUCCUGCAGGGUGAAGGCCUGAGUUCUGUCUCACGAGACUUCUCCCUGCAGCUUCUCCACAGUCGCCUGAACAUAGAAGAACCGGACAAAGUUGAAAGUGACAACAAAAAGGAGACCAAAGGUGGCAAGGGAAAUAAGGGGAAGGGAGAUCAAAGCCCAGCCAUCAAAGUGAUGCGUGUUAAUCGGGAUUUGCCUGCAAACACCUUCCCUGUGGACAUACGUCACAUGAAAUGCAUUGUUGACCCUCACAAUGAAGUUAACAUUGAAGGCACCAGCCUGAGCACGAGGGUGAAGGAGAUUUUGGAAAGCCACAGUCAGCACUGUAGCCAUCUGUGGGAGGGCUGCGUGGGCAGCAGAGGACCGCACAGUCUGUCCGAGAUGGAGCGGCUGCUGUGCAGCUGCAGUGCCUUCGUUUACCUGGGGAUGGAGAGCUUCGUGGCAAACAUCCCACCUGCCAAACUAGCAGCCAUCGAUCUGUCUGAGUGCCGCCUGGCUCUGCUCUUCGACCGGACUCAGAACAGUGCCAGUGUUCUCCGCCAGAGGAACCUCGACAUGCUCAAGAGCGCAGCGCAGGUGGAGCUGGAGAAGCCCCCGGAGACCGCUCUGCUGCUGAGUUUGGGUGGUGUCGGCUGUAUUGUCCUCAACCAGUGGCACAGCACCCUUCCUCAGAACACACGCAGCAUGACCAAAGUCCUAGACUGUUUACUGAGGGUCAGACUGACCUCUGGCCAGACCGUCCAUGUCCUGAGGAGAGGAGACAGUGAGGUCACAGCAUCAUAUGAGAAAGUGCUGCGCGAGGACUCGAAGGAAGGCCGCGCUCCUCACAAAAGGACUCUUACACCGGCAGCCUUCAACUGCGUUGUCUACGGCCUCCCCAACUUAAUUGUCACAUGAUGUUGCAUAUCCUCACUUGUAUUUCCAAGUUGAAGGCUGCUACUGGGACUUAAGGGGUCGCAGAUAUUUCAUUAAAGGGGAUCCUUGAAUCUUCAUUUCUGUGUUUUUAGUUUUUUUUCUUGUCAUUAUAGGGUUGAUACUGCACACAGCAGACUGAAGGUUCAAUAAAGCCCUCGGAGCUGUCAAUGCUGUGGGUGAAAGCAGCUUACAGAGAUUCAACCCAGCCCCAUUCUUACUGUAUUCAUUAAAUGAGCAAUGUUGCUGCUGAUAUUGCCCCGACAAGUUGUGCUUUUGGGAUCAGUAAAGGAUCUGACAGAUAGACGUGAAUGUAGAGUACAGUAGAUUAGAUUAGUGUAUCAUCAGCAAUUUACCAUCGGAGGCAAUUAAAGGAGCGACAGGAGCUCCGACGGGACCAGCAGCUGCGCUGUGACGGGACACAUAUGGAGCAAAUCCGAAAAUAAAAGGACGGCGCUAAAAAUAAACUGCAGCUUCAUCUCGUUUCUGCAACUAAAGUUCCGUUAUUGAAAUGUCCAAUUAGUCGAGCCCCGUUUAUUGAAGCCCUGUUCAUUAGUGCCGGUGAAGUCAUUUACAGUUCCGUCGUCUUGACCCCCCCCAAUUUCCAACAAAGAGCUCACAACAGAGGAGCCACUCACUGCGUGACGUGAAAAACACUACGACUGCUUUGUGAACUCGUCCUUCUCAUGAAAACGAGGCUCAAACUGAAUAUAAUUGUAACUUGGAGAAUGCCCUUGUUAGGCGUUCUUACGUGAGAAUUAUGUGAGCUGAGGUUCUAAAAGAGUGUAAGUGGCAAUCAACCAAUUCUGAUGUUUUAUUACUGAAUAGAUUUGGCACUAAUGCCUGGAUCAGUAGAAUGAUGAGUGUCACACUCAAAGCACAAAUGUAGUCACAAACUAUUAUAUAAAUAUAAAAACGCUGCAGUGCAAUCAUCUGCUCAUCGACCUUCAGAUAAUCCGAGUAUCAGACAAGAUGAUGUGGGGAAGUUUAAAUCAUAAUUUAUGAUUUCUGAAUUUCCGGUGGUGGUAUCAUGAAGCCAAAGAGGCCGCUAAAUUGAAGAAUAUUAAACAUUAACAUUAAACACAACAUACCUGGUCAGGAGUCGAUAUUGUUGUUGAAAGUUGCUGAUUGUUGAGCAGCAUUUGGCUCAUUCAGCAGCGUGUUCUUCAGCCGCUUGCUGCACGUUGCUCCACGUGUCUUGUUUUGCUCUUCCGAUGAAUAAGCGCCGCUAGCGGUCCGUCUCUGCAGCUUGUUUGUCUCCUCACGCAGGGACAACUCGGCUCCUCACUCCUUCGGGCAGCUAACAGAUGUCUCUCAGCGGCUCCCAAAGUUCAACUUGCUCACAGAUCUGGACUUGAAGAGAGAAUGUCCCCGUUAAAUCCUGUUAGUCUCAGUCUGUGGUACAUUCUGUGGUUUGUAUGCAAUAAAAUGUCUACUUCCACUGAUCAA